Symbiodinium sp. CCMP2456 is the source of this 1503-nucleotide messenger RNA. The record is from the annotation of a GenBank genome assembly. NCBI's taxonomy places the organism in Eukaryota, Dinophyceae, Suessiales, Symbiodiniaceae.
AUGCGCGGCAAGCACGCCACGAAGCCGAUCGAAGAGGUGAUCGCCGAGGCGAAGCAGCUCGCUGCCGACGGCGUGCGUGAGCUGGUCGUCGUCGCGCAGGACACGACCUACUACGGGAUGGACCUGUAUGGCGAGCCGCGGCUCGCGGAGUUGAUCCACAAGCUCGACGAGGUCGAGGGCCUGGAGUGGGUCCGGCUGAUGUACCUCUACCCGAUGUACUUCAGCGACGACGUGAUCGACGCGAUCGCGCAGAGCAAGAAGGUCGUGCCGUACAUCGACAUGCCGCUGCAACACGCCAGCGACGCGAUGCUCAAGCGGAUGCAGCGACGCGUGGCCAGCGGGCCGACCCGUGAACUCGUGCAAAAGCUCCGUGACCGCAUCCCGAACCUCGUGCUGCGGACGACCUUUAUCACGGGUUUCCCCGGCGAGACCGACGCAGACUUCGCGGAGCUGUGCGACUUCGUCGAGGAGUUCCGCUUCGAGCGGCUCGGCGUAUUUACUUAUUCGCUCGAGCCCGACACGCCCGCGGCGCGAUUGCCGAACCACCUGCCGGAAGAGAUCAAGGAACAGCGCCGCGACGAGCUGAUGGCGAUCCAGCAGCGCUUGGCGUUCGAGUGGGCCGACGCGCAAAUCGGCAAGCAGAUGGACGUGCUGAUCGACAACCCUGUGCCGGGCGAACGGGCCGCCUGGAUCGGCCGCACCGCCGCGGACGCGCCGGACGUCGACUGCGUGGCGUACGUCACGGGCGAAGGUCUGCAACCGGGCGACAUCGUGCCGUGCGAAGUGGUGGCGCGGAACGAUUACGAUCUGGUGACCGGGAACCACAGAUGGACACGGAUGCACACAGAUGAGAGCCCGCGAAUGACGCGAAUAAUCGCGAAUGAAAUGAACUUUGAUCGGAUUGCCUGCAACAUGAUUCGGAAGCUGAGCGAUCCGCCGAACGCGAUUACCGCUUCGCGGCUCGUGGUGACGGUGGCCUGCUUUGUGUGUUUGUCGCUUGGUUGGUACCGCGCGGGCCUCGUGGCGUUUGUGCUCGCUGCGGCGACGGACUGGGCGGAUGGUUACUGGGCGCGGCGGUGGGGGCCGAUCACGAAGCUGGGCCGCGUGCUCGAUCCGCUGGCGGACAAGCUGCUGAUCUGUGGCGUUUACAUCUAUCUGGCGGCGAUCCCCGACUCGCGCGUGCUGCCGUGGAUGACGGUGCUGAUCCUCGCGCGCGAGUUCGUGGUGACGACGCUGCGGGCUAUGGUGGAGUCGGCGGGCGGCGACUUCUCGGCGGUGUGGAUCGGCAAGUGGAAGUUCACGUUGCAGGUGAUCGCCGCGGCGCUCAGCCUGCUCUACGUGUCGCCAUGGCGGACGGCUGGCUGGCCGACGCCGGUGACGCUGGGCGCGGGACUCGUUGACGCGUUCGUGUGGGCGAUGCUGAUCGUGACGGCGAUCUCCGGCGUGACGUACACUCGUGCGGCGAUCGCGGCGAUGCGGUCGAGUCAGCCGACCUUGGAAUGA